UCCUCGCUUGCUGCCUGACUGGGCGCUCCUUAGGGCUCGUUGCCGCGUGAGGAGAAGCCGUCGCCAUCAUGCCGGUCUACUUCCAGCGGCCCGAGAACGCCCUGAAGCGGGCGAAUGAAUUUCUUGAGGUUGGGAAGAAGCAACCUGCUCUUGAUGUUCUCUAUGAUGUUAUGAAAAGUAAAAAACACCGAACAUGGCAAAAGAUCCACGAACCAAUUAUGCUAAAAUACUUAGAACUCUGCGUGGACCUCCGCAAGAGCCACCUGGCAAAGGAAGGAUUAUAUCAAUACAAGAAUAUAUGCCAGCAGGUGAAUAUCAAGUCCUUGGAGGAUGUAGUUCGAGCUUAUUUAAAACUAGCAGAAGAAAAAACUGAAGCUGCUAAAGAAGAAUCUCAACAGAUGGUCCUAGAUAUAGAAGAUCUGGAUAAUAUUCAGACUCCAGAAAGUGUUCUCUUAAGUGCUGUAAGUGGGGAAGAUACCCAAGAUCGUACUGAUCGGUUACUUUUGACUCCUUGGGUUAAGUUUCUGUGGGAAUCAUAUAGGCAGUGUUUGGAUCUUCUCAGAAACAAUUCCAGAGUGGAGAGACUCUAUCAUGAUAUUGCCCAACAAGCUUUCAAGUUCUGUUUGCAAUAUACUCGUAAGGCUGAAUUUCGUAAACUCUGUGACAACUUAAGAAUGCAUUUGGGUCAAAUUCAGCGUCAUCACAAUCAAAGUACAGCAAUCAACCUCAAUAAUCCAGAAAGUCAGUCAAUGCAUUUGGAAACUAGGCUCGUACAACUAGACAGUGCUAUCAGCAUGGAACUGUGGCAGGAAGCUUUUAAAGCUGUGGAAGAUAUACAUGGACUAUUCUCCUUAUCCAAAAAGCCACCAAAGCCCCAGCUGAUGGCAAAUUAUUACCACAAAGUUUCUACUGUAUUCUGGAAAUCAGGAAAUGCACUCUUUCAUGCAUCUACACUUCAUCGUCUUUAUCAUCUUUCAAGAGAAAUGCGAAAGAAUCUCACACAGGAGGAGAUGCAGAGGAUGUCAACAAGAGUUCUUUUGGCUACUCUGUCAAUUCCAAUAACCCCUGAACGAACUGACAUUGCUCGGCUUUUGGACAUGGAUGGCAUAAUUAUUGAAAAACAACGCCGAUUGGCAACACUGUUAGGACUUCAGGCUCCACCUACUCGAAUUUCUCUUAUUAAUGACAUGGUGAGAUUUAAUGUAGUGCAAUAUGUUGUCCCAGAAGUAAAAGAACUUUAUAACUGGCUUGAGGUAGAUUUUCAUCCACUGAAGUUAUGUGGUCGUGUAUGCAAGGUUUUAAACUGGGUAAGAGAUCAAUCUGAGAAAGAACCAGAAUUGCAAUUAUAUAUCCCUCAUCUGCAAAACAACACGAUCCUUAGACUACUUCAGCAGGUGGCUCAAAUUUAUCAAAGUAUUGAAUUUUCUCGCCUGACUACUUUGGUUCCUUUUGUGGAUGCUUUCCAGUUAGAACGUGCCAUUGUUGAUGCAGCCAGACACUGUGAUUUGCAAGUUCGCAUUGAUCAUACCACCCGAACAUUAAGUUUUGGGUCAGAUUUAAACUAUUGCACCCGGGAAGAUGCUCCUCUUGGACCUCAGCUGCAAAGCAUGCCCUCUGAGCAGAUUAGGAACCAGCUGACAGCCAUGUCAUCUGCUCUUGCAAAGGCUCUUGAAUUAAUUAAGCCACCUCAUCUAUUGCUAGAAAAGGAAGAACAACAUCAACAGGCAGUUACAGCUUACUUAAAAAAUUCAAGGAAGGAACAUCAGCGUAUCCUUGCUCGCCGGCAAACUAUUGAAGAAAGGAAGGAACGUCUUGAGAGUUUGAACAUUCAGCGUGAAAAAGAAGAGCUGGAGCAGCGUGAAGCUGAGCUCCAAAAAGUUCGCAAAGCUGAAGAAGAGAGACUGCGCCAGGAGGCAAAAGAGCGUGAAAAAGAGCGUAUUCUGCAGGAACAUGAACAAAUUAAAAAGAAAACUGUUCGUGAACGUUUGGAGCAGAUUAAGAAGACUGAGCUGGGAGCUAAGGCCUUCAAAGAUAUCGAUAUUGAAGAUCUUGAAGAAUUGGAUCCAGACUUCAUUAUGGCAAAACAGGUUGAACAGCUUGAAAAAGAAAAGAAGGAAUUGCAAGAGCGUCUGAAGAAUCAGGAGAAAAAGAUUGACUAUUUUGAAAGAGCAAAACGUUUAGAAGAAAUUCCACUGAUUAAGACUGCCUAUGAAGAACAAAGAAUCAGAGAUAUGGACCUUUGGGAGCAACAAGAAGAAGAAAGAAUCACAACCAUGCAACAGGAACGUGAAAAGGCUCUUGAGCAUAAGAAUAGAUUGUCACGGAUGAUAGAAGACAGUGAAUUGUUUAUAACUAGGCUCAAGGCUGCAAGGAGAUCAGUUUAUGAGGAAAAACUUAAGCAAUUCCAAGAAAGAUUAGCAGAGGAAAGAUGUAAUCGGUUAGAAGAACGUAAGAGACAGCGCAAAGAGGAAAGACGCAUUACUUACUACCGUGAGAAAGAGGAGGAGGAACAAAGAUUGCAAGAGGAAAAGAUGCUUAAAGAACAAGAAGAAAAAGAACGUAUUGAACGUGAAAAACGUGAACAAGAAAUGCGUGAAUAUCAGGAACGUGUUAAAAAAUUAGAAGAGGUAGAAAGAAAGAAACGCCAAAGGGAAUUGGAAAUUGAAGAGCGGGAGCGUCGUCGUGAAGAGGAGAGGCGGAAUCUUGAAGAUUCACUUUCAAGGAAGGAAUCUCGUUGGGGUGAUAGAGAAACUGAAAAUACCUGGAGAAGAGGUACUGAUCAGGAAUCAGAAUGGAGACGUCCACCAGAAAGAGAGUGGCGUCGUGGGGAAGUACGUGAUGAUGAAAAAACUUUACAAAAAGACGAUGUGGUUAAACAUACUACACCACAAGAGGCAGGAGAGACUCCCAAUGAAGCACCAGAAGAUAACGUAUUGAAACUUGAUGAGGAAGACAAGGGUCCUAAGAAAGUCCUAGAUGAUGACAGAACAAGUUGGCGUUCAACUGGAGAUGACAGGGGCCCCAGGCGUGGCUUGGACGACGACAGGGGCCCCAGGCGUGGCUUGGACGACGACAGGGGCCCCAGGCGUGGCUUGGACGACGACAGGGGCCCCAGGCGUGGCUUGGACGACGACAGGGGCCCCAGGCGUGGCUUGGACGACGACAGGGGACCUAGGCGUGGCUUGGACGAUGACAGACCAAGUUGGCGUAACAUGGAUGAAGACAGAGGGCCCAGGCGUGGGCUGGAUGAAGACAGAGGGCCCAGGCGUGGGCUGGAUGAUGACCGAGGGCCCAGGCGCGGGCUGGAUGAUGACCGGGGGCCCAGGCGCGGGCUGGAUGAUGAUAGAAUUUCAAGGCGUGAUGAGGAUAGGGGACCUUGGCGUAACACAGAUGAUGAUCGAGGACCCAGACGGUUGGAUGAUGACAGAGGUCCUAGACGUGGAGAUGAUUCCAGGCCUGGACCUUGGAGACCGUUUGGUAAACCAGGUGGAUGGCGAGAACGAGAAAAGGCUCGAGAAGACAGCUGGGGACCUCCACGGGAUUCCAGACCUUCAGAAGAUCGUGAAUGGGAUAGAGAUAAAGACCAUGAUGAAAAUGAAAAGGAAAGAGAAUUUGACAAAGACCGUGACUUUGAUCGGGAAGGUUUUAGGCGUCCUAGGGAUGACACUGGCUGGAGAAGAGGACCAUCUGAGGAACCCUCUAGCUGGAGGGAUUCAGGACGUCGUGAUGAAUGGGACAGAGGUGGUCGUGACUCUAGAGAUGACCGAGGUGGUCGUGAUCUUCGAGAUCGACGUGGUGAAGAGAGAGAAAGAAGAGGACCCCCACCGAGAACAGAUCGGGAUGAAGUGAGCUCAUGGAGACGUGGUGAUGACAGAAAGGAAGAACGUGAAGAACGUGAAACAGUUCGAAGGCCACCUACUGCUGCUCCUACUCCUGGUCCUUCUGUUUCCAAAGAGCGAGAAAAAGAUGGUGAGAAAGAGAAGGGGCCUUGGAGAACAGAAAAAGACCGAGAAUCCCUUCGUCGCACUAAAAAUGAAACUGAUGAAGAUGGUUGGACCACUGUACGACGCUAAGUUCAAAACCAAAACAUGGUUUUAAUUGGUGUUUUGCAUUGAUUUGAUAACAGAUUAUAAUAUUGGUGCUUUAAGAGUCUGAAUUUGAAUUCUUUAACAAAGUUUUCUAGGAAUAUGAAAGCAUGAAACUCUUACUUGUAUGCAAACUGAUCAUGCACAGAACUUACAACUAAUAGUUGGAAAUUAAAUACUGGUUAUCUAAAAUUUCAAUUGUAUGUCACAGAUCACUUGGUGGUAAGAAUAAAAAACACAAAUUCUAUAGGUAUCUUUGAGUGGCAUGUACAUCUCAGUCAAAAACAAAUCUGAUUUUUAUGUUAACUAACCUUACACCUUAAAAUGGAUAUGGCCUGCAAAGCAUAUGUUUAAAACAAUGUUUCUGGAUCCAUAAACAAGUGACUUUGUAAGGCUGUACAGUCUAAAAUUGGUAUUUUGAUGGCAGAGGCUAUUGCUGGUGGUAUUAUUGGAUUCAGUAUGUUUUAAUUUGAUUUAUAUAGAAUAAAUGUCAUGGGUCUUUUAGCUAUGCUGGGAUUUUUUUUUUUUUGGUAGAUUCUACUUGAAUGCACAGUCUUAUCAAGCCAUUUUGCAGUCUUUACUUUCACAAUGAGUGCCACAGUAGUAUCGAAACAACAGGCUUUUAAAAUUGAAAGCAUUUGAGUAAUCUUAUUGCUGAGCAUUUUUGUUCCUUGCUGUGUAUAGACACUGCUCUUUCUGGUAUUGGUAAUCUCUGCCUUUUGAAACAUUUAUAUAGUGUCAUUUCAUAUACAUGAUCUGGAGGAACCACUCACUCCUCCUUUUCUUCUGAAUUUCUUGUCUUCAGGGUAAGUGCUUUACCUUUAAACCAAGUGCUUUGUAGUAAGAGUGGGUUGACUUCAAUUUGGGGCUGAAGUAGCAAUGUUAGUGAUUGUUUUUAAUUGAAGCCAACACAGGACUUGCUGCUAUGUGUUAACUUCAAUGAUAAAUAAACUUAAAAAACUAACCUGG
Messenger RNA from Python bivittatus (Burmese python), 5054 nucleotides. RefSeq names its product eukaryotic translation initiation factor 3 subunit A (gene EIF3A). NCBI's taxonomy places the organism in Eukaryota, Metazoa, Chordata, Lepidosauria, Squamata, Pythonidae. Gene Ontology annotation, cellular component: eukaryotic translation initiation factor 3 complex, eIF3m; multi-eIF complex; eukaryotic translation initiation factor 3 complex, eIF3e. Gene Ontology annotation, molecular function: mRNA binding; translation initiation factor activity. The record is from RefSeq and is a predicted model, not a curated record. Gene Ontology annotation, biological process: formation of cytoplasmic translation initiation complex; translation reinitiation.